UUGACGGGGGGGCGUGGCUAAGAGAGGAAGAACCGUGAUGGGGAAACGUAGCUCGUCACAACACCGGCCGGACUGGGUGCCUUAGUCCUCGGGCUGCUGUCAUGACCGAGACUAGGGGGUGAAUGAGGAGCCGCACCGUAGUCUGUGAGGAGGUCAGAGUUGGCCCUCUGCCCAGUUCUGCUGGUCCAACUGGGUCCCUGAGCAGGUGUCAGUGAUGGUGGACUGUCUGCCUCCUGUUUUGCUGGAAGCCUGUGUGGUGGUGGGAGCAUCUGAUGACAAACUGAGGGAGGUCUACCAGAAAAUUAGCAAUAAUGGAAUUCCAGAGCACCUCCUGUUGGAGCCUGAGGUACUGCACGUCCUCGCGCCUCCCUUCGUCAGCAGGUCGCAAGCUGAGGGCAAAGCAGCGAGAUCCCAUGGGAAGAGGCGGCGCUCCUUUCUCAGGAAGAAGAGGGAACUACCUCCCAGUCAAGCCCCUCACAUAUUUGCAGGUGGAGGAGCAGAUGGAAGAGGAGGAGGUGAAGAUGUAAUUGUUCCUAAAGACAUUGACCUAAUGGCUUUACCUCAACUCUGCUUUCCAGGUGGACUCCAAGUAACCAAAGAACAGAAAGAUGAACAGUUCCACUUCCUGGUUUUCACUGACGUUUUUGGCAACAAGUCCCAUGGAGUAGUAAUGCAAUGUUACCGUCCAGUACUGGAGGAGACGUCUGUCUUGCCGAACGGAGCUGGGUCCUUCAAGUCAUCUCAGCUUUUCUCUGCCUACAGUUUCUGUGUCAUAUCCAAGUAUCCUUACUUCACUGCACUCAGAGAUUGUCUGUCAUGUCUGUUAAUCGAGCUGAGAACCUGUCGUUUGUCAGACGUGGAGGAGAGAGUGAAGGAGUUUGCAGCCAAGCUGGCACUGGUGCCUAUCCCCCCGCCUGGACAGCUACAUUUGAUGUUCACCUUGCGUCCUCUGACCAUCGUGUUGCCAUCCAGAGAAGACAAAGAACACCCAGCUGUAGAUUUAGACCUCCAUCUGCCUUUCUUCUGCUUCAGGCCACAGCAGCUACUGCAGGUGCUGUCCUGUCUCCUGCAGGAGCAGCGGGUUGUGUUAUUUUCUGCUGAUUGGGCCAGGCUCACGCUGGUGGCUGAGAGCUUGUUGCAUUUUCUGCAGCCUCUGUCAUGGCAGCAGCCUUAUGUUCCUGUCCUGGCCACAGGCAUGCUGGACUUUCUCAUGGUUCCUACAGCCUUCCUCAUGGGCUGCCAUCUCAGACAUUUAGAAGAAGUUGCUGCUGAAACAGAUGAUCUGAUCCUAAUCGACAUCGACAACGGAAGUGUUUCCACUUCUUGUUCUGAGACUCUUGACCUACCACAGAUUCCCCCGGCUGCUGCAGAGUGCUUCAACCAGAGAUGUCAGUCCCUGAAGAUACACUUUGACCUGUAUCAGUGCAAGCGUGCAACCUGCACUGAGAUCAGUGAGCAGCGGGCACAGAGGAGAGCGUGGCAGCACAACCUCAACCAUGACAUCCAGAGGACCACACUGGAGCUGAUUGUCAACAUAUUCAGGGAUGUUGGAAGUCAUCUGAACUAUGAACAUCGAGUGUUUAAUAGCGAAGAGUUCCUGAAAACCAGAGAGCCAUCUGAGCAGCUUUUUUACAAGAAGGUGUUGGAGACACACAUCUUCCAUUCAUUCCUCAGGGAUCGUCUCAACAGGAAAAUGGACAACUAUGCUCGAAUGGAACUCAGCACUCGCACUGAGAUGCAGAGGAUGAAGGCUAUGCUUGAAGUCCCACGCAGACCCACCAUGCAGGAGAUUCAAGCUCGGAGAAACAGCUCUGCUACAGAAAACAGGCUGAGUAAGAGGCUGGGCAUGAGCCUCCCAAACCUCGGAGACGACCAGACUUUAAGCUUCCAAAGAAACAUGCUGCUGACCAGGACCAUCCUGCCUGACCCUGCUCUGAGAUGUACUCCUAAGCCGGUAAAGGUGUUUAAACUCCCAGAUUUCCCAGCAACUCUGUCUGUCCACUCCGUCCAAAGUUAUUACAGUGAGCUGAUCCACCAGCUUGGCAAGGCCAUCUUCUCUGCCCAAAACGAAGAUCCAGCUCUGCUGGCCAGAUUCUACUUCUUGCGUGGUUUCAUCAACACAUUGUGUUCACGGCGACUGGACGCUCUGGGUGAUUUCCAGAACCUCUACAAGACAGACACCGCCAUCUUCCCCACACAAAUGGUCACAUGGCUCGUGGACUCGCUGCACCGAGACGAGAGGCAUCAAGCUGAGAGACGACCUGAACUUAAGAGACUCAUCCUCAAGGUGAAGACGGAGAACGAAAAGCCGAUGGUGCAGCCUGACGACCACGUCAAGAAGUUUAAGCUUCCCCGAAAGCAUCUGCAUCAGGAAGAGUUUGUGCGUUGUGUCCAGGAGAGCGGGAUUGUUAGGGAUGUAGCCACCAUACAUCGUUUAUUUGAUGCUCUCAUUAUUGACGAGACAAACCAGGUGGACCCCGAACUAUUCAGAGACUUUUACACCUUCUGGAAGGAGACAGAGGCUGCGGCACAAGACGUCAACUUGCCCUCUGAGGUCAUAGACUGUCUUGACAACAACGAGUGUGUCUACAAGCUGUCGUCGUGUGUCAAGACCUCCCGAGGCGUCGGUAAAAUUGCCAUGACGCAGAAACGUCUGUUCCUGCUGACUGAGGGACGACCGGGCUAUCUGGAAAUCACAAAGUUCAGAGAGAUACAGGAGGUGAAGAUUGCCUCCGCUCCAUUUCUUCUUGUUCGCAUCCCUUCCCUUCGCAUCCGCACCUCCGGCAGGCCUGAGGUGUUUGAAGCCAACCUGAAGACAGAGACUGAACUUUGGAACCUUGUGGUGAAAGAGAUGUGGGCUGGACGCAAGAUGGCCGACCAACACAAGGAUCCUCAGUACAUGACCCAGGCUCUGACCAAUGUCCUGUUGAUGGAUGCUGUCAUGGGCUGCCUGCAGACCCAGAGGUCCAUCACCGCUGCCUCAAAGCUGGCCUACUUUGACAGGAUCAAACAUGAAGUGCCCAUGAUGGUGCCUAAAACUACCUCAGAGACUUUAAAACACAAGAUCAACCCGUCACUGGACCUGGCUGAACCUCAGACUGUGCAUGUGCUGCUAUACACACCAGGUCAGUUGACUGGCAAUGACUCAGAGGGUGAGAUGAACGCAAAGCUGUGGGUGGCUCUCACUGGGGGCAGGGUGGUUGUGUUUGAUGCAGCGAGCUGGUCCAUGCUGCACGACUGCAUCCAGGUUGGAGAGUCGCAGCUGAACUGCAUGCUGGGAUUGAUCCAGGAGCAGGUGUGGAUUGGCUCUCAGGACUCUGUAAUAUACAUCAUUGACACUCACAGCAUGUCCUGCAACAAACAGCUGACUGAACACAGAAGUGAAGUGACUGGACUCACAGUGGACAGCAGAGAUCAACAUGGCAGUCAGCAGACGUACUCCUGCAGCUGUGAUGGGACGAUUCUGCAGUGGGACUCGGCCAGUCUCAAGGUAAAGCGGCAGUUCUACCUCAGUUGUGAGCGUCUCUCGUCCAUACAGAUCCACGAUGGCACGCUGUGGUGCUGUUGUGGUGACAGCAUUGUAGAAUUGAAAAAGAGUGGGACACCACAAAGACGGAUGUCACUUCCUGAUGACCUGCGGAGUACACCCAGCAGCUUCAGCAGCUUUAUCGUCAUCCCAGAGCGAGGUCAGGUGUGGACGGGCUGUGCAGACUCAGGGGAGUUGUGUCUUUGGGACACUAACAACUACAGACGUCCAACCAAGAGAAUCUCCCUGCCCGGAAGUUCAGGAGUCACCUGUAUGAUUCGAGUCAAGGACCAGAUCUGGGUGGGUUGUUGUGGCCAGAGCAGUGUCGGAGGUCAGUGUGAAGGUCAGCUGAGAGGUCAGGUGUUGGUGAUGGAUCCAGAGACCCACGCUAUGUCAAAGGAGCUGCAGGCCCAUUCGGACAGUAUCCAGACGCUCUGCUCUGUGGAGGAUCGCUAUGUCCUUAGUGGCUCUGCGCGCCGUGACGGCAAGAUCGCCAUCUGGAAAGUCGAGUAGCGAACACAGACGGAGAAAGCACAAGUGAAGUAAGAGAGAGGAGAAGAAGGAAGAAGGAACUUGGUAUCUUUUGGGUAUUUGACUGUGACAAAACGAUCGUCGUGUGGUAGGUUGAAUAGAACAAGGGCAGAGAAAGUUUAUUUUCACUCUGUGGAGCUUAAUGUGUAGCCUCUUUAAAAUGGCAUUUGAGGAUUUUUUUUAAAGCAUAAAAUGGUAAAAGCAGUCCUUUAAAGAUGGCAUAUUAGAUUUAUGUGGAAGAAAGAGCCUUUAUUUAAAAUAUAUAUUGUAUGUUACAAAGAUUUGGUUUCUCACACUGGUCUUAGAGUAUGAAGAACAGCACUUUGUAUGCACACAAGAUGUGAAAAAAACAUCAGGUUUGUGCUGUCUGUAUGUUGUUUUGAAAUCCUGAUUUAGUCCAGAUGCCAACAGCAGUAAGGUACUGAAAUGCCACAAUAAAGUUGUCAUUUUUUUGUUAUCAAACAUUUAUUUAUAAGUACAUUUUCAGGUAUUAUUAUCUCAUGUUUGUGUGAGCCUGCUUGUGCAGUCACGCUUAAAGCUGCUUACGUUUGUCACCUACAGAUGGUUGCAGCCUCCUUUUCUCACAGUCUGUUUUGAAAAUAGAUGAGUGCAGGUUUUGCUGAAAGACCUUCAUUCUUAGACUUGAAAAGUUAGGUUUCAGUAAAAACAUAAAAUGUUCAGUAGCUUUUUCACUUUCCAUAAUUUGCCUUAAACACAAUUAUUUGAAAGUAUUAAUCUUGGUUUUAUAUUUUAUUUCCACAUGUACUUCAAGCUGUUAUCAAUCCACCACACAUUAUUUCUUCCAAGAAAAUGUAAAUGAAAACAAACUGCUCCACUGUAAAUUCUAAGACAUGAGGUACUCUUAGGUGCCAGGUCAAAUGAGAAACUUCACAAAAAGUCCUCAGUUGUGAAUCUGAUUCCAUUCUAGUCAAACGCAAACAUCACCUCUGAGUAAAAAUGUUUCAACUUUUGUUCUCCAUUUGGUGUCAUCAGUAAUAUAAUUCUUUAUUUGUACAAAUACAAUGCAGCCACAGUCAAAGAGCUGGAACACAUCAGAUCUGUGAAUUAUUCAUUGACCACUCAGUAAUUAUUCCUUUUUACUUUGUUACAAGGAUUUAGGCAGGCCCUUGACAUUAAAAGACAGUUUAAGCUAUAAAUACAUAGAUCACAAAGUUAUAUAGAUGAGUGGUGAAUUGAGUAAGGUCCUCUGGGUUUGCAGCAUUCUGUUCAUGAGCGAUGCUUUUGUGCAUAUCGACAGAUGGACGAAUGAAAGAGCUUCUCUGGUCUCAGUAAUAUAGCUCUUGAUCCCACCAACCUGAGGGAUCACAAGCCACAGAUUAAUGAACAACGAAUAGACCGAGAGAUGUGAGUUAUGCUUGACAAAUGGAUAUUAAAUUGUAAAAUGUC
Molecule: messenger RNA, 5464 nt
Organism: Acanthopagrus latus (yellowfin seabream)
Lineage: Eukaryota; Metazoa; Chordata; Actinopteri; Spariformes; Sparidae
Product: DENN domain-containing protein 3-like
Exons: 28
Coding region: 215-4039 (1274 amino acids)
Biological process (GO): regulation of Rab protein signal transduction
Cellular component (GO): cytoplasmic vesicle
Molecular function (GO): protein binding
Source: RefSeq, a predicted model, not a curated record